AUGCCUCACGCUCAUCUUUUGGUUACGUUAGCUAACAAAGUUGACACGCCUGAGAAGAUAGACUCCAUUAUAUCGGCUGAGCUUCCGGACUACCCAAAGAGAGAUGAUCCAGAGAGGGAACGUAAAUUGCGGCUUUUCGAGCUCGUACGAAAACAUAUGAUACAUGGACCUUGCUCUGAGCGGCCUGAACUUGGAUGCCGUGAUGCUAAUGGUGCGAACUGCUCGAAAGGAUAUCCGAAACCAUAUAGAAAUUUUACUGAAUUGUGCAGUGGUGGUUAUCCACUUUAUCGGAGAAGGGAUGAUGGUCCGGAUUCUGUCGUGUUGGAGCUACUGCACAAUGAUGAUUUGAUGAAGAAAAAUGUGUACUUGAAUGAGAAGAAGGAGAAGUGCUUGAAUCUCGAUAUGCGGGAAGUCUACAGGCUGGCUCGUUAUGUGUCUCACAUGGAAGCAGCAUAUCGCAUAUUGCGUUAUCCUAUGCACUACACGAUGCAUACUGUUAUCACGCUCAUACCGCAUCUACCAAAUGAAGAACCGAUAUAUUUCACGAGCACGGCAAAACCACCGAAAAGGAAAAAGAGCAAGCUGUUGGCUUACUUCGAUCUUGUGAAAGAAGAUGACCGUGCUAGAAAUAUGACAUGGGUGGAAGUUGCUGAAAACUAUCGCUUCACCGGUACGAAAUAUGUACCUUAUAAACGCAAAGGAUUACGCAUAGCCAGAUUGAGUUUAGUGAAUCCGAAAAUGCUUGAAUUAUAUGCUCUAAGGAAACUUCUGCUGUACAAAAAAGGUGUGCAGAGUUUUGAGCAUUUGAGAACUCACCGUGGUAAAGUAUACAAAUCUUUUAUGGAAGCCGCGCAAGCUGCUGGUUAUAUAGAGAAGACCACGGAAUGGGAAGAUUGCUUGCGGUCUGCUUCAGCAACAGAUAUGCCAUCGUAA
Messenger RNA from Cylicocyclus nassatus, 933 nucleotides. The record is from the annotation of a GenBank genome assembly. NCBI's taxonomy places the organism in Eukaryota, Metazoa, Nematoda, Chromadorea, Rhabditida, Strongylidae.